Marchantia polymorpha subsp. ruderalis is the source of this 988-nucleotide messenger RNA. The record is from the annotation of a GenBank genome assembly. Lineage: Eukaryota; Viridiplantae; Streptophyta; Marchantiopsida; Marchantiales; Marchantiaceae.
UGACAUCGCUGGCCGUCAAAGUGGGUCCGGACGUAAUUUGACGGAGUUAGUGUCUUCCUCUGAAGCUCAUUCGUUCUAUCCGUUGACUCCAUGGUCUUCGAAAGUCUUCAACGACCCGGUAUUCGAUCGACUCAUCACGUCCUCUUUCUCUAGUUGCGGGACCUAUAAAUUCUGUAGGUUCAUCUGAAAUUUUCAGAAUCAGCACAAUUGUUCCCUCCAUGCGCCGAUCCUAGAAAAUUGUACUGGAGUAUCUUCUGCUCUUGACGAAUUCUUGCUAUCAGAUCAGCUUCAUCGUCGCGAAGAUGAGGAAGACCGGAGUUUCAGCUCUAGCCAUUAUACUGUCAGUAGCUCUACUGAACAACUUGCAAAUGGUGAGAGCUGUUGGCCCCGUGUGCCUGACCACCGAGGGAAAGUUUGCGCCUUAUGCUGAUGCCAAGACCGAAAUUCAGAAGCUGGAGAAGAAUCCCGAACAGUGCUGCAACAACGUUCCAGAACGACGAUGCGGCAUUAUAGGAAACAGACUGGAAGCAGCUCUGUACAUGUGCGGUGGACAGUGGUGCAUGGCGUGCAGUGAUGCGGGCAAAUAUCUUCGAAAGGCCUUAGACCACUGCAAGGCCGAUGGCCUUAUCCAAGCGUCUUAUGUCUUACCUGGAACUGACAGAACUCUCUACAUCCAAAAAGUCGGAACCAUCUAAGCUGUGUCACUGAGCAGUUCCUUGGCCGAGGACUCUUUGAACCUCAUGGAAAGGUAUAUGAGACCCGGCGAUUCAGAAGUCAACUCGGAAUGCUAUAACGUUUAGGUUCAUUUUCUACAAACUUCAAUCUUGCCAGAGAUCCGAGAGCAAAGAGAUUUCUGGAAAGCUAAGUUGCGAGCUCUGACUAAGCCUCCUGCUGAUAAGGGAAAUAAAGGACAGAUCCAGCCAGGAAAUUUGCAAAACGGUGUGUGCUUCUUCGAUGGAAUGAAAGAUACCAUAUGACGAGGUUUGUU